UUUGAAUCUUACGGUAUGUGUGGGGAUUUGAAAUGCUUUAUAGCGCUGUCGUGCUUAUCGUGUGGUUAACACGAGAGUGUACAUCCUUACCUAUCGAAACUGUUUUCCAUAACUGGAAUUUUUUUAUUGACCAAAACGCAAACUUGAUGCAUUAGUGCUUUUUCUCCGUGCGAUCUAUCUGUUUUUCAACUCGGAUUUGGCAGAAUGAAAUAUCAUAAAUUUUCAAAGAAAAUGUACCGCUUAGCAGCUUGGCUAUGGAAUCGAUCAUUUAAAUCGGUUAUUGUGGAAUUAGCCGCCAUUGUGCUGUGUAUAUACUUUAUUUUUCAUUUCACUACUAACUAUGUAUCUGAGAUUGUACAGAUGUCUCAAUUGACUAGUGAUCUUCAACAAUUAUCAAGUUCUUUAGACCAACACAUAUUGUUACAAAUGAAACUUUAUUCAAAAAUGAAGAAAACGGAAAUGUCACCUGAAAAAGUUACCAUUCCAAUUUUAGUCAUAGCUUGUAAUCGUCCCACUGUUAAUCGUCCAAUUGAUAAACUAUUACAACUGAGGCUUGAAAUGAUGAAUCGUCAUAGUUUUGAAUUUCCGAUUUUUGUUUCUCAUGCUUGUGAUGACGAUGCUACUGAAAAAGUCCUUCGUUCUUAUUACAAUAAGAUUACUGUUAUAAAACCGAAAGCUCCGUUAAUUACUCCAGGUCAACCGUCUACUGGUAAAGUGAUUGAAGGUUAUCGACAUGUUAGUCAUCAUUAUAAAUGGGCAUUAGAUCAAAUAUUUAUGGCAUAUAAUUAUUCAACUGCAAUCAUUGUAGAAGAUGAUCUAGAUUUGGCACCAGAUUUUUUAAAUUAUUUUAUCAGUAUGUAUAAUAUUUUACUUCAAGAUAAUACACUAUUUUGUGUAUCUGCGUUUAAUGACAAUGGAUUGUUGCAGUUGAUUGAUAUUAAACGUCCUGAUUUACUUUACAGAACUGAUUUCUUUCCUGGUUUGGGUUGGAUGUUAUUACGAAAUUUUUGGUUAGAAAUUCGUGAAGGAUGGCCUGAUGUUUAUUGGGACGAGUAUAUGCGUAAACCGUAUGUACGUAAAGGUCGAGCUUGUAUUCGACCAGAAAUUAGUCGUUCUGUAACAUUUGGUCGAAUCGGUAUAUCACAAGGUCAAUAUUUCGAUAGUCAUUUAAGACAUAUCAAAUUAAGUAGUGUGAAAAUUAAUUUUCAACACAUUAAUUUAUCCUAUUUAAAAGAAUCUGUUUAUCGUAAUCAAUUUCAUCGAUCAGUUUAUCAAGAUUCCAUCGAAGUGAGUAUUCAAUCUUACAUGAAUAAUGCGAAUUCUAUACCGAACAAUUCCAAAUCGUCUAUUCGUAUAACUUAUCGAGCUCGAGAAGAAUUUGAAACAAUUGCAAAACAUUUAAAAAUGAUGUAUGAUUUUAAAUGUGGUGUUAGUCGUAAUGCUUAUAUGGGUGUGGUACCAGUUUAUGUGAAUGGUCACCGGUUGUACAUUGCACCACCAUCCAAUUGGUCAGGUUAUAUUGAAUCGUGGGUAUAGUAUUAGACAUGUUUAUUAUUUGGUCUAUUAUUCUAUUUUGCAAAAAAAAAGUUAUUUUCUAUUGUUUCUUUUGACUGAUUAUUUAUCUUAACUUUUAUUUUUCAACUAUUUGCCUAAGUCUAUUAUUUCUAAAGUGAUCAGAAUAUGAAUGAAUGAAUGAAUGAGUGAGAAUGCACAUUGUUCUAAUUUAUGCAAAUGUAUGUAUAUAUAUAUAGAUAUAUGUGUAUCUGUUGUUAAAGAGACAAGGAAGUGGAGCAUGUUUGCUAUUUGUUUGCAUCAAUUAUUAUGUCUUUCAAUUAUUAUUUCCAGUGCUCUUCCAUUGUCUUGUGGUUUUUUUUAAAAAAAGGAAAAAAUCGAUAUACAUGUAUGUAGCAAUAGUAUUAUUAUUAUCAGUAGUAGUGGUAUUGUGUCAUCAAAUGGUUCCUUAAGUUUUCAAAACUGACUUGUCCGCCUGUACUUUGAUGAUGAUCACUGAGAACAAACACUCUUCUACAGAAAAAAAACAAGUGUACAUAUCUGUUUGUGAUUGCUUGUUUGUAAAUUGUUAUUAUUAUUAUUAUUACUAGUAUCUUGUAACAUCAAUGGAAGCAAAUACAACAAGAGAGAAGAACAAACUAGAAUGUGUGUGACAAUGUUGUAUAUUUUUUUUCUUCGUUUCUCUCUCUCUUUAAUUUUCUUCUACUUAUUUGUCUUAAUUUCUUGACUAAGUAAGAUUAUAACUUGUUAGAUUUUUUUGUGGACAAAAAACCAAGAAUGUGUUCUUAUACAUAUAUAAAAAUCUAUUUUUCAUGAGAUUUUAUAUAAAGUAGAAUUGUUGUUAAAUUUGUGUUCAUUUGUGGUUGGGUGUGUGUGCGUGUAAGUGUAAGUGUACGUGUACGUUUUUCAAUGACUUGUGAAGUAAACAAAAGGUUGGAUAUUAUUGA
Schistosoma turkestanicum is the source of this 2459-nucleotide messenger RNA. NCBI's taxonomy places the organism in Eukaryota, Metazoa, Platyhelminthes, Trematoda, Strigeidida, Schistosomatidae. The record is from the annotation of a GenBank genome assembly.